Messenger RNA from Pogonomyrmex barbatus (red harvester ant), 2336 nucleotides. RefSeq names its product T-domain transcriptional activator brachyenteron (gene byn). Gene Ontology annotation, cellular component: nucleus; chromatin. Gene Ontology annotation, biological process: cell fate specification; mesoderm formation; positive regulation of DNA-templated transcription. Gene Ontology annotation, molecular function: DNA-binding transcription factor activity, RNA polymerase II-specific; RNA polymerase II cis-regulatory region sequence-specific DNA binding. NCBI's taxonomy places the organism in Eukaryota, Metazoa, Arthropoda, Insecta, Hymenoptera, Formicidae. The record is from RefSeq and is a predicted model, not a curated record.
CGGGAUUUCGAUUGAUUUUCGAGAAACAGGAGAUUGGAGAGGGUGAAAGGAUCGAGGGUGACACGUAUUGGAGAACGCUGAAGAUGCAAUCGGCAGGCGCGUCGCGUACGCCGGGUUCUCCAACGCGUUCCUCUUGCCACGAGCGCGAUCGCGAGCAUGAGAGAGAACGAGAGCAGGAACGAGAUCGCGAACGUGAACGCGGCGUAAGGCAGAGCCGGAUGAGUCCUGUAGAAGAUCGAGAGGAUCGCGAAGAGCGGAGUACGAUCGCGAGGCAGAAUCUUGGACCUCCUGCUGCAAUCUCGGGAAGUCAAGGAUUGCCGUUAUCUUUAUCGCUGGAGGAUCGAGACCUCUGGACCAGAUUUCAGUGCAUCACGAAUGAGAUGAUUGUCACGAAAAAUGGAAGGAGGAUGUUUCCCGUGGUGAAGGUCGUUGCACGUGGUUUGGAACCAGCGGCCAUGUAUACCCUGCUACUGGAAUUUGUACAAGUCGAUCCACAUAGGUGGAAAUACGUCAAUGGUGAAUGGGUACCAGGAGGGAAAGCAGAAGUAGCCCCGCCUAAUCCGAUUUACAUACAUCCAGAAAGUCCAAAUUUUGGAGCCCAUUGGAUGAAAGAAGCAGUAUCAUUUGCUAAGGUUAAACUAACAAAUAAGUCAAAUGGUAAUGGACAAAUCAUGCUAAACUCGUUACACAAGUACGAGCCACGUGUUCAUUUAGUCCGAGUGGGUGCCGAAGAACAGAGAACAGUUCUCACCUAUCGUUUUCCCGAAACGCAAUUCAUCGCGGUGACAGCCUAUCAGAAUGAAGAAGUUACAAGUCUAAAAAUUAAAUAUAAUCCUUUUGCGAAGGCGUUUCUCGAUGCCAAAGAGAGACCUGCCGAUUCACAAACUUAUCCACAAUAUGCAGGUGCAUUGUUUCUUCCACAGCCUACAAUGGGAUAUGAAUACAAUACUGCAUCGGCAAUAGCCGCCGCACAAAAUCAGGUAUCGGCUUGUGUUAGCAAUCAUUUCUCUAAUUCGUGCACUGUUACCACAUCUGGACACAGAAGUAAUUGCAGAGCAGCACCUUACACAUUGAGACAUAAGUAUGUCCAAGACGAACAACACGCGGAUGCGUAUGCGCCAAUGCCGCUUUUGCACUCGACGGCUUACGUGACAGCUCCGGCUUGGUCACCGCGAAGUCCGGAAUCGCUGCAGAAUCUCAAUUCCGCGUGCUUGCCAUCGGCUGCGUCGCAAGAAUGGCCGACGUCGCCGUCGCCGUCGCCAACAUCAUCUACGCACACGGUCCUCGGCAGAGCGGUAGUUGGUACCGUGUCUACUACGACUACCGUAACGGGCUGUACUCUGUACGUGCCGUCAAAUUUACCGUCUCAGGAACAGCAUGGCGCACACUGCACCGAUUCCUGGAUACACUCCAGUACGCUGGAGCAACAACAGCAACAGCAACAGCAGCACCAGCAGCAACAGCAAUCCUACUUGAACUUGAACCUUCAUUUGCAUCACCAGAUGUCCCCAUAUGGUUCCGUGUCGCACACGGGAUUACAUCACGCCAGUUUACAUCCGCAGUGUGGGGAAUCCGUUCCUUCCGCAGACGCGAACGAGUACAUUCACGAGUACCAUCACGCCUCGCCAGUGCAAUCGACUACUCCAGAUCAGCAUCGUCAGCAACAGCAUCACCCCCAAGCGCAGAUGUUACACUUGCAGACAUUGCCGCAAACGGAAACAUCUUCACCCGUCAGCGUAGACUAUGACAGUCCGUCUAAAGAACAUCCCCAUAUACAGAUGGGUUAUCCCGAACAAACCACAGAUGCUUUGAACGAGGUGCAGCCAGAUGAUGAAAGACGAUAUUUGACCACGGUUGUCGACCGUCACCCUCAUCAUCAUCCACAUCAUCAUCAUAACCAUCAUCGACAGGACACGGAAAUCACUGGCGAGCAACCGAACGCUUGGACGCCACUGACACCACCGCCGGCGCCGCAGACUACCGCCAUUUGACUCGGAUUUGUAUACUGGAAAUUAUGCACAAAUAUUACACAUACGCGAAAAUGCACGUCCGGGCUCAUUAUUGUGUAUAAGAUUAUUAAUACAAAUACGUCGUAGCAAUAUCUAUUUGAUGAUGCGAUCAAAUCAAUACUAAAUAUAUUAAAUACGGUGAUUAAUCAAGAAAACUUCAAUUGUAUAUGAUAAAUAUUAAAAUAAUUCCAAUUUUGUCAGUCCGUCCUGAAUAGUAUAGUAUUUAGAUUAUUUUUAAUCAGUCGUGAAUAAAGCAUAAUUAGAGAGACAAGAUACUAUAGAUCAAUAAGUUAUAUCAAGUGUAUGUCAUAGAAAAAUAAAAUCAAA